Pelobates cultripes (western spadefoot toad) is the source of this 1044-nucleotide messenger RNA. Lineage: Eukaryota; Metazoa; Chordata; Amphibia; Anura; Pelobatidae. The record is from the annotation of a GenBank genome assembly.
CAGGUCCAGCACUACACAACAUGGCGGACGCCACGUGCCAGCCAAAACACAGAGCCUCAUUGCCGCCGCUCUUGGAGUGGCUGGACCGCCUGCUGGCCGACUUUUGGGCUCUCUACAACAGCACCACCACCGGCAAUCUCACGGACCGUCGGGCCAAGACCAGCGGCUCCAGGAGAGGGCGCAACUACAGCCUGAAAGGCUGGGAGGAGAAGGCGGGAGACUAGACACAAGCCAUGGUGGGUCAACAACAGACUCCCAGCGGUGCGUUACCCACCUGACAAGCAGCGAGCUCCGGGUCUGCCCGCCUGAACCCCCCUCUCCCUCAUGGGGACCAUCAACCCUCCCGGGCGAAGACAUCCCGUCAGACACCCCCAGACACGACUCAGCCCAACACCUCUGCUUGAUAGAGAUGGGAAGCCAGGGGGGACCUUACCAAAUCGCCUCGACCGCAGACCCCAGCCACCACCAGCUCCACAACCCCAGCCGGAGACAACAAGCCCAAAGCAGGCUCACCACAGGUCAGGGGACUUUUGCCACCUUACCCUCAGACCACAUCCCAGCUGGGAACUGGAAGAACAUCGACUGGUGCGAGCCCCAUCGAGCACUACUUGGGGCACCAAACCUAAAGCUGAUGGGGAAUCAGUUAAACCGCCCGACCUGGACUUGGCAUCACCUAAUAAGAACGCUACACAUUAGGCUCACCACGAUGUGUACACUUAAAUGAGGCCUGCACCUGAGCUAGCCAUCUUACUAGCAAGCAACAUAUUUUGAAUAAUCGCUAGAAAUAGCUUAAUCAUCAACAUGCAGAAACUCAUAAGCAACUACCAGAACACCUUUCACUAGCAUAAUCUGCAAUAGGAACACCUUACUCUAUAGCACUAAACAUAUAUUACUCUGCUAUGUUUAAUCUUGUAAUUUACCUUCUAUAUGCAGCAACAUAGAACAUAAGCAAUGUUAUUAUAUAUAAAACUGUGCAGUAUCCACUAAUGUCUAACUACUGUCAAGCUAUGUCGAAAAAUGCUUAUCCUAGCUGUUGUGGCAUUG